UGUUCACAUAAUAGCCGGCGGCGGGUGAAGGCGUGGUGAGUGUGUGAGCUCUGCUCGUACCGGAUGAUGGGCACUGGCAGCGGCUGUACGGCGGCUCUCCUCCCGGUCAAGACCAGCCGUGGACAAAGCUGAACGGAGCGGAUCAAUAUGCCGGAGAGUGUCUGUCUUAUCUUCACUUAGAGAGGGAUAAAUACUCAGCAGGGAGCCUAAAGAUGACUGACGGUAAACUGUGUCAGGUUCAGUUGCUGGAUGACAGAAAGCUCGAGCUGCUGGUUCAGCCAAAGCUUCUGUCAUAUGAGCUCCUCGACUUGGUGUCCUCCCACUUCAACCUCAAAGAGAAGGAAUUCUUUGGACUUGCAUUUUUUGAUGACAAUGGUCAGUGUAAGUGGUUGCAGAUGGAUCGAAGGGUUCUUGAACAUGACUUUUCUAAGAAACCUGGAGCCAUUUCCCUGAACUUUCUAGUCAGGUUUUAUUUAGAAAACAUAACGCAGUUAAAGGACAUCAUAACGGUGGAGUUAUUCUAUCUGAAUGCAAAAUCAGCCAUCUACAACGGAAUGAUUGAAGUAGAAACUGAGAAUGUCUUUAGAUUGGCUGCAAACGCAUUGCAGGAGGCUAAAGGAGACUACACAAGUGAUGAAAACACCCGGGCUGAUUUGAAGAAGCUGCCAACUCUCCCCACCAAAGUCCUCAAGGAACAUCCAUCUCUUGCUUUCUGUGAGGAUCGAGUUAUUGAAUAUUAUAAGCAGCUGAAAGGUGUCUCUAGGGGACAGGCUAUUGUACAGUAUUUAACGUUGGUGGAGUCAUUGCCAACAUAUGGGGUUCAUUAUUAUGAGGUUAAGGAUAAACAAGGGAUCCCUUGGUGGCUGGGAAUCAGCUAUAAAGGCAUUGGGCAGUAUGAUCUACAGGACAAAUUAAAACCUCGAAAGCUCUACCAGUGGAAACAGCUGGAAAACUUGUACUUCCGAGAGAAAAAGUUUGCUGUAGAAGUUAAUGAUCCACACAGGAGAACAGUAACAAAACGCACCUUUGGGCAGACAGGCCUACUCAUCCACACGUGGUAUGCCAGCCAUUCUUUAAUCAAGACCAUUUGGGUAAUGGCCAUUAGCCAACAUCAGUUCUACUUGGACAGAAAGCAAAGCAAAGCAAAACUAGGACCAGCCAGAACUUUAGAGGAAAUUGCCAUGGAGAUUACUGAACAUGGAGGAGCGAAAAUGAACAGACUAGGAGAUGUAGGCCUGAAAAAUAACUGUAUAACAGCCAGCAAUGGGAGCCUGGGGUCUACAGGUUCGGCGGACUCUGAAAUGAGCGAAGAACAGAAGAAAGAAAAACUCUCUGAGCUGAGGAAAAAAGAACAGGAAAUCCAAGACAUUUUGGCCAAGAAAACAAAAGAGCUUAAGAAGAUUUGCCUCAGAGAGGCGGAACUAACGGGAAAGCUGCCAAAGGAAUAUCCCCUCUCCUCAGGCGAAAGACCACCGCAGGUCAGGCGGCGUGUUGGCACUGCUUUCAAGUUAGAUGACCUUUUCCCCUACAAUGAGGAUCCUUUCUUGAGAAAUCUUGAGAGCAGAUUUGCCCUCCAACGGAAGAUCGUCGAGGCGGCUAAGAAGCUGGCUAAUGAAUCUGAGCUGUGCAAAACGGUCAAGAAGAAGAGGAGGAGAAACUGCUUGGAUGCUAUGCACAAACUGCAGCAGAUCGAGGAUGAGAUGAAUCAGUACAGGAUAAAGAAGGGAAAAAAGCCCACUCAGCGGGCCUCAGUGAUCAUUGCAGAUGAGCUCACCCGUUCAAAUUGCAGUUCCCUAUCUAGUCUCCCACUGGAUGAUGAUGACUCUGAUGGUGCAAGUCAGAGGCCGCGCUCACGGUCAGUCCAAGGUUCCCCGCAGCUCAGCCCGUUGCGAUCACUGGGAGCAGAAUAUGAUGUGGAGAGACAGGGAACUCCUGCAGGAAACAAUCACAAAAGCCAUAGCAGAUUAGGUUUUGAUGGCCUGGAGGCUCCCCAUUCCUACCAGAAUCAAAGAGAGGUGUCCUCUACCAACAGCAGUCCUUAUAAAACGCUUCCUAGGCCUCCCAGAGAUCCACGCAGCAUGCCUCCCACCCCAGUUAUGACCCGUAACGCCUACAGCAGCAGCCAGCUCAGGUCAGAGGGGUCUCCUCAUUGCUUCAGACAUCGCAGUGGAAGUCUGGAGUCUCAGCCACGUCUGAGAAAAGACACAGAUGCAGAGAAGCCUGUCUUUAUCCUGUCACCAUCGCAUCGCAGUAACAGCACAGAGGUGCUAGAAGAUUGCUCCUCCUACACUAGCCAGUCCAGUCUGGACUACUGUGGUGCAGCUAACUCCCACUACGGUACACUGGACUCCCGUGCCUCGACAAUGCACCGUCUGCACAGAAAAGUGGAAGUGUAUGGUAACACCGGAAGCAUGCCCAACUUGGUCCAGCACCAUUCUAGCUGUAAUUAUCAAUGUGAGACCUCAUCACACUAUGCACCUAGUGCCUAUUAUGUUGCCAGUUACACCUGUCAGGACAUGGAGCCUUAUGCUAAUGGUGCUUAUGUAUAUGAGAAUGAAGUUGAAGGCCACUACAACGUCAACCCCUCCUACCAGAUGAACGGCUACCAUGGACAUGACAGGUUCAGGCAUUACAGCAGUGACAGAGCUGACAGUCUUUCACAGAAUCCUUACGCAACGGUGAGACCGCCACGGAGCAGAGAGGGUCCCAGAAAUGAGCUGCUUGCCAAAAACAUGCAGAAGGCCUUGGUGGCUGAACAUCUGAGAGGCUGGUACCACCGGAGCAAAGGUCACCGUGAGGGCGGGAGAGGGUUGAUGGUUGGAUAUGACUUCGACAGCGGCUCACAGCUCAGCCUGGGCUACCAAACCAUGCCAGCAGCCUUUAGCCACUCCAGCAGAACCACUUCUUUUUCCUCAGUGUCCUCAGUGGAGAGCACAGGUAACUGGCGCAACCAGCUGGCCGUUGGCCUGACAGAGUUUGAUACACCUGAUGUAUCCCAGUACUCUCCCGCUGGAGCUCAAGCAUCUCUGUACAACCGCAGUCCCACACACAGAAGAUUUCACUUUGAUGGGAGCUACAUGGGCAUCCACUGAAGAGGACCAAAAUGAACCCUUUGGCACAAACCAACCAUGGCCAGCAGCGCAUGGAGAAAAUGGAGCUGAAAACAGACUUCUAUGAUACCACCAAUGCAGUCUUUGGUGGCAAACAGUUCUCAACAUUUUGUGCAUGAAGGUGCACACUGACCUCAAGUUAAAGACGGCUCUGAACACAGUGAUGACACUCUUGAAUGGCUUUCCCAUGUGCCUUGGAUUGGAUGAAUUGUACAGGCAGAUGAGAAUGUGUCAAGAUGUUGCACAACUACACUGGAUUCAAAAUUAAAUGUGUAUAAAUAACAAAAGCAGCGACAAGUAUUUUAAAGAGAACAAGCUACUGCCUUAUACAAAACAGUAGUUUAUAGAAUUAAAACAAUCAUCAUCUUCAUCUCAUGAUACAAAAGUAGUCUAAAUAAAAACAAAGCUUGAAUAUGUUCAAGGAUGUGACCUGACAAAAAGUGAUUUUAUCAUCGGAUUAGACUUUUCUUCAUUUUUUUUACAUGCCGAUGUAUCAUUUCAAUAUUGUUUAUAGAGCCAUUUGUCUUGUUGGUGCAGUAAGUGUUUAAAAAUGCAUGGUGAGGACAUUUUUUGGUUUAAAAAAAAAAAAAACAAUAACACUGCCAUUAAAAAAAAACUUUCCUCAUGUUUGUUUUAUCACGGUUUUGUACAGUGAGUGUCUAGUUCAACCUUGUUAGAUAUUGUCAUAAAAUAUUUUUCAUUUGGAGGCAAAUCAAUAAAUGUGUGACACAUAUAUGGGUGUAGCCACUUUUUUAAAGAUGAACAACUAGUGAAGAACAAGUUUAGCCACUGUUAUUGAGUCACCAAGUCCUUAAGGAAUAAUUGUACAUUUUGCUUCUACUUGCUAAAAACAUGAUGGCAUUAAAGCUGACAUUCUA
Xiphophorus maculatus (southern platyfish) is the source of this 3988-nucleotide messenger RNA. It is a transcript of the gene frmd4bb, whose product is annotated as FERM domain containing 4B. The coding region runs from base 213 to 3092 and encodes 959 amino acids. NCBI's taxonomy places the organism in Eukaryota, Metazoa, Chordata, Actinopteri, Cyprinodontiformes, Poeciliidae. Gene Ontology annotation, biological process: establishment of epithelial cell polarity. The record is from RefSeq and is a predicted model, not a curated record. Gene Ontology annotation, cellular component: cytoskeleton; adherens junction; bicellular tight junction. The transcript is spliced from 23 exons.